AAAAAAUUAGAACCGCUAGGCAGUCGCACAUUGGCCACAGCCAGACGCAGACUCAUAAUAAAAGAAGCAACGCAACAAAAUAUUCGCAGAACUGUGUGGAAGAAACCGCGCGCGCUCUUCUCUCUCGUUUUCUUCUCGCUAUCUUGUUCUUUCGGCCAGCGUUUUUUUAUGAUGUUGACCCACGUUGUAGAUACUUAAGAGCCCAUCAAAGCCCGUGUCUAUGUCUGGCAGGUGUCUCGGCUAAACUCGGUUAACAAAAAAAAUUGUGCAAUAAGUGAAGUUGGUGAUGACUACACUCGUUACACUCAACUACAAAUUCAAGCCAAGUUGACGAGUGUAUAUCAAGUUCAUAACAUUUCUAGUCUCAAAAGAAAAAAAGCAAGCAAUAUUUACACAAAAACGUAGCGAACAGCCAAAUAUUCAACAACAAAAGUGCAUAAAGAAAAAGAAAGAAAAAAAAAACAAACAAAGAAGGCAAAUCAGAGAAAUAAAAGUAUAGAAAAAGUUGCAAAAUAAUUCAAAUAAAAGUUUUGUGUGAGAAAGUUUUGCGCACGUUGCACACAGCAAAACUGCAAGUUGAAUUCGUAAACCUCAAGGAUUUGGCGAGUCAAAUUGGAUUAAAGCGAUUUCAUUUUGGAUAGCUGCAAUAAAAAAAAUUGGAUUAGCUUAAUUGUGAGCAUCGAUUUAUGGAUAGCAAAGCGGCAAUAACAAAUAAGAGUUUCAAAAUCAAAAUUGAAAAAUACCAACUAGAGGUUAAGGCUACUUAAGGAUCAUAAGGAACAACUGCAACUGCGAAAGCAACGGAUUUUCUACCAAAACGGAGGAACAGCGAAAACAAAAACAGAAAAACUAAUUUUAUACCUCACACACACACAACAAACUCCCCAAACACACACACACACACUAAAUUUAAGGCGCAACUGUACAUUGUACUUAAGUGUUCAAAGGAUAUUUAGUUUACUUUUUAUAUUUAGGAGAAAGUAGCUAAAAGCACACAGAGUCGAGUCACAGUCACUAGCAACUAAGUCACGUUCACGGUCAGAGUUACAGUUACAGUCAAGGGGCAACAAGGGGAAGAAAACAAACGGAUAACAAAAUGACGAUGAGUACAAAUAACUGCGAAAGCAUGACGUCAUAUUUCACCAACUCGUAUAUGGGAGCGGAUAUGCACCAUGGCCACUAUCCGGGCAACGGCGUCACCGAUCUCGAUGCACAGCAGAUGCAUCACUACAGCCAGAAUCCAAAUCAGCAGGGCAAUAUGCCCUACCCGCGCUUCCCGCCCUACGAUCGCAUGCCCUACUACAAUGGUCAGGGCAUGGAUCAGCAACAGCAGCAGCAGCAACACCAAGGGUAUUCACGUCCCGAUAGUCCUUCCAGUCAGGUGGGCGGUGUGAUGCCGCAGGCGCAGACAAACGGACAACUGGUGUCAGUUGCCCAACAGCAGCAGCAACAACAAUCCCAGCAGCAACAGUCACAACAGCAGCAGCAGCAGCAACAGGCGGCGCAGCAACAUCAACAGCAGCAGCAGCAGCAACAACAUCCUCAGGUGACGCAACAACAAGUGACACAUCCGCAACAGCAGCAGCAACAACAACAGCAGCCCGUCGUCUAUGCCAGUUGCAAGCUGCAAGCAGCAGUCGGUGGCCUCGGUCUGGUGCAAGAAGGUGGCUCACCGCCGCUGGUGGAUCAAAUGGGUGGACAUCAUAUGAAUGCACAAAUGUCGCUGCCCCAUCACAUGGGACAUCCGCAGGCGCAGUUGGGUUACACUGAUGUUGGCGUUCCCGAUGUAACAGAGGUGCAUCAGAACCAUCACAACAUGGGCAUGUAUGGACAACAGCAGACGGGUGUGCCGCCCGUGGUGGUGUCGCCACCGCAGGGCAUGAUGCAUCCGGGUGCCGGGCAAGGACCGCCGCAGAUGCAUCAGGGACAUCCAGGACAACAUACGCCGCCAUCCCAAAAUCCGAGUUCGCAAUCUUCAGGGAUGCCGUCACCACUGUAUCCCUGGAUGCGAAGUCAGUUUGAGCGCAAACGUGGCCGCCAGACCUACACACGCUAUCAGACGCUGGAGCUGGAGAAGGAGUUCCAUUUCAACCGCUAUUUGACUCGUCGGCGGCGCAUCGAGAUCGCGCAUGCGCUUUGCCUCACCGAGCGCCAGAUCAAGAUCUGGUUCCAGAAUCGACGCAUGAAAUGGAAGAAGGAGAACAAGACGAAGGGCGAGCCGGGCUCCGGUGGCGAAGGCGAUGAAAUAACGCCACCGAAUAGUCCACAGUAGGAGCAGGAAGAGGAAACGCUGCAGGAGUAGUCCAAGUCCAAGUCCACGUCCCAAGUCCCGAGUCCAAAUCCAAAUCCAGCAAACAACACAGCAACAAAAACUAAAUGCAAUUUCAAACUAAAUACAAUUUACAAAAAUAUUCUGAAUUUAUGAAUUUGUUUUGAACUAUCGAAGAGGACUAAAUACUAAAUACGUUGAUGUACACACACAAUACACUACACUAAACUACACUCUACUACAACUUAGUUAAUUGUUAUUAUUUUCAUAUUAUUAUUUAAUUUUUACAAAAUGCAAAUGGAGAAAGCGUAAUAAGUUAAAUAAACGUAAAAAACAAAAACACAAAUACAAUUAAAGCGUAAAACUCAACAAAACCAACUCAUGUGACCUCAGAAUUAAAUAAGCUAUAUGUACAUAUAUAUAUGUGUGUGUAUCCAUGUGUGUGUGUGUGUGCGUCCACACACAUACACAUGUGCAUAUAGACAGAUAUGUGUAUUAAACUAAUGCAUAAUAAUAACUAUAAUAAUACAAUUAAAGUAUAAUAAUAAUAACUAUAUAUAUGAAACAUAUAUACGAGUAAAUACUAUAUACGAUAUAUAUAUAUAUAUACACAAUAUAUAUGUAUACAUGAUAACAUUAGAUCUAUGCGUCCUAAGUGUAAAGCAUACUUUAAUGAUUAAUGUACGAGUACGAUUAAUUUAUACGGUAUAUACAACAACAAACAACACGGCAAAAGCAAAAUGAAGAAGAAAAACGAUAACUACAUAAACCUUAACAUACAAUGCUAUAAUAUAUAUACGUAUAUAUAAUAUGGUUUACUAACUAAAUUGAAUGUUUGUAGCGAAAAGAAAAGAAAAAAAACCAAUUGCUAUACCCAUGCAAUAUGCAGAUUAGCGUGUUUUAUGUUUGCUAGAAAUACAAAAUGGAAUUAAAUGGAGGAGGGGAAAAGUAACGACCACACUACAUAAAAUACAAAUCGAAGCAGAAUACUAGAAACCUAAACCUAAACAAUAAGUGCUAAAUGUCGCAGAAUUAGACAAAAGAGAUACCAAAACCGCUAAGAAAGUGGAUAAACAAAUAAAACAAACACACACACACAUAUAUGAGAUAAACCAAAAGGAUAACAGAAAAGAAAAAAGAGAAGAGAACUCGAGAAGUUCUUUAUAAAUAUUUCGGCUAGCCGAAUUCACAAGAUUCUUCCCAGGCUUUGAAUUUAUAAUAAAAAGGGAUCUAUCAAAGGAAGAACUUCUCGUUUCUUUUCGUAUUACUUAUACAUAUACAUAUAUAUUAUUUCUUGUGCAAUUUUCGUUUGUUUCCAACAUAAAUAUAUAUAUAUUUUUUUUAAUUUUCUCAUUUUUGUAAAAUUACGAAAAAUUGCAAAACACUUGAAUUAGGUCGUAAAUGGAUAUAAAGUAUACCGACAAAAACCAAUUGGCAACAUUAUACAUGAAAAAAUUUAAAGAGUUAAACAAAACCAAAAAACACAAAAAUUAUAUAUUGUUAAUGAAAUGUACACGCUGUUUUGAAAAGAAAAUGAAAAACAAAAAACAAAUACUUAAGAAAAUGAAAUAAUCCAUGUAAAGUAGAAAAAUAAAAAAAAACAAAAAUAAAAAUAAAACAGAAAAUAUACUAUGCAUACUCGUAUAUUCGAAAUGCAUUUCUGAAUGCAGGCGACUCGAUGGGCCGCCUACUCUUAAGCCUAUAAACAACUAUAUUGAAUGUAUGUACGUAACUCAACUCAAUUUCUACAUUUUUCACAAAAACAAAAAAAAAAUACAAAAAAAAAACCAAACACAGACAA
This is a messenger RNA of Drosophila sulfurigaster albostrigata, 4070 nucleotides long. RefSeq names its product homeotic protein antennapedia (gene Antp). The coding region runs from base 1097 to 2272 and encodes 391 amino acids. The record is from RefSeq and is a predicted model, not a curated record. Gene Ontology annotation, biological process: anterior/posterior pattern specification; negative regulation of transcription by RNA polymerase II. Gene Ontology annotation, cellular component: nucleus. The transcript is spliced from 7 exons. NCBI's taxonomy places the organism in Eukaryota, Metazoa, Arthropoda, Insecta, Diptera, Drosophilidae. Gene Ontology annotation, molecular function: RNA polymerase II cis-regulatory region sequence-specific DNA binding; DNA-binding transcription factor activity, RNA polymerase II-specific.